This is a messenger RNA of Bacillus rossius redtenbacheri, 1647 nucleotides long. RefSeq names its product fibril-forming collagen alpha chain-like. The record is from RefSeq and is a predicted model, not a curated record. Bases 1 to 1647 code for a protein of 548 amino acids. Gene Ontology annotation, cellular component: extracellular matrix. The transcript has 4 exons. Lineage: Eukaryota; Metazoa; Arthropoda; Insecta; Phasmatodea; Bacillidae.
AUGGAAGGCGACAGAGGCGACAGCGGCGACAGCGGCGACAGAGGCGACAGAGGCGACAGAGGCGACAGAGGCGACAGAGGCGACAGAGGCGACAGCGGCGACAGAGGCGACAGAGGCGACAGCGGCGACAGCGGCGACAGAGGCGACAGAGGCGACAGAGGCGACAGGGGCGACAGCGGCGACAGAGGCGACAGAGGCGACAGGGGCGACAGAGGCGACAGAGGCGACAGAGGCGACAGUGGCGACAGAGGCGACAGAGGCGACAGAGGCGACAGUGGCGACAGAGGCGACAGAGGCGACAGAGGCGACAGAGGCGACAGUGGCGACAGAGGCGACAGAGGUGACAGAGGCGACAGAGGCGACAGAGGCGACAGUGGUGACAGAGGCGACAGAGGCGACAGAGGCGACAGAGGCGACAGCGGCGACAGAGGCGACAGUGGCGACAGCGGCGACAGAGGCGACAGAGGCGACAGGGGCGACAGGGGCGACAGAGGCGACAGGGGCGACAGUGGCGACAGAGGCGACAAAGGCGACAGUGGCGACAGAGGCGACAGAGGCGACAGAGGCGACAGAGGCGACAGUGGCGACAGAGGCGACAGAGGCGACAGAGGCGACAGUGGCGACAGAGGCGACAGAGGCGACAGAGGCGACAGAGGCGACAGAGGCGACAGAGGCGACAGCGGCGACAGAGGCGACAGCGGCGACAGAGGCGACAGAGGCGACAGAGGCGACAGAGGCGACAGUGGCGACAGAGGCGACAGAGGCGACAGUGGCGACAGUGGCGACAGAGGCGACAGAGGCGACAGAGGCGACAGAGGCGACAGUGGCGACAGAGGCGACAGAGGCGACAGAGGCGACAGAGGCGACAGUGGCGACAGAGGCGACAGUGGCGACAGAGGCGACAGUGGCGUCAGCGGCGACAGAGGCGACAGAGGCGACAGAGGCGACAGAGGCGACAGAGGCGACAGAGGCGACAGUGGCGACAGAGGCGACAGUGGCGACAGAGGCGACAGUGGCGACAGCGGCGACAGAGGCGACAGAGGCGACAGUGGCGACAGAGGCGACAGUGGCGUCAGCGGCGACAGAGGCGACAGAGGCGACAGAGGCGACAGAGGCGACAGAGGCGACAGUGGCGACAGAGGCGACAGUGGCGACAGUGGCGACAGCGGCGACAGAGGCGACAGAGGCGACAGUGGCGACAGAGGCGACAGUGGCGACAGAGGCGACAGAGGCGACAGCGGCGACAGUGGCGACAGUGGCGACAGCGGCGACAGAGGCGACAGAGGCGUGACGGCACGAGACAGGCUGGGUGAGGGGGUGGUGGGGGCGGGAGGCAUCAUCCCCCCCUCCAUCAGCGUCAUCAAGUCGCAGCCGGGCCGGCUGUGGGAGCAAAGCGGCCCAACUGCCCGCUGUCCGCGCGGCGCCGCCGCCCCCGGCGCCGAGGACCCCGCCCCCGCGCCCCCAGGGGGACCCCCCGGAGCCGCGCCCCCGGAGCUGAAGUCCCCGCCCCCGCCGCCCCCGGGAGCUGAAGUCCCCGCCCCGCCGCCCCCGGAGCUGAAGUCCCCGCCCCCGCCGCCCCCGGAGCUGAAGUCCCCGCCCCCGCCGCCCCCGGAGCUGAGUCCCCGCCCCCGCCGCCCCCGGAGCUGA